Blastomyces dermatitidis ER-3 is the source of this 2655-nucleotide messenger RNA. RefSeq lists its product as uncharacterized. Gene Ontology annotation, cellular component: cytoplasm. Gene Ontology annotation, biological process: vesicle-mediated transport; intracellular protein transport. Bases 1 to 2655 code for a protein of 884 amino acids. The record is from RefSeq and is a predicted model, not a curated record. Lineage: Eukaryota; Fungi; Ascomycota; Eurotiomycetes; Onygenales; Ajellomycetaceae. Gene Ontology annotation, molecular function: GTP binding; GTPase activity. The transcript has 5 exons.
AUGGAGGUGGAGCGAAAUCGUGGAGAACUCAUGGCGGAUCUCAAGAGAGAAUUGAGCUGCCUAUAUCCUCCGCCGCAGCAACACACGUCGCAUCGAGGCCAAUAUGACAAAGUCUUAGCUCUUCUGGAUCAAAUAUCUGCGUUCUUUAUACCGACGAUGGUAAACUUCAACCUUUCUAGAUUACCAUACGUUGGCCGGUUUGUCAAAGAUAGUAGCUAUUGCCGGUGCCUUAUGUUGGGACAAGAUAAUGCAGGGAAAACUACCCUUCUACACAGACUCCAGCUGGGAAGAAAAGUUGAUACCAUCCCGACAGUGUUGUACACCUCUAAUAUUGAAACGGUCCAGGUACCUUCGGAAAAAAUCAAUAUCACGUUCUGGGACCUAGGAGGUGGCUGUUCGCGGAUUCCACCCCAACUCUUCCGAUAUUAUCUGGAUCCAGAAAUCUUGGUUUUGUUUUUGAUUGAUCCUACGGUGAUCUUUUGUCCAAAUGACGGCGCUAGAAGAGCGCAAGAUGCCAUUGAAGAGCUGAAGUUUGCUCUAACAGAAAUAGUCGGGGCUAAGUAUUUAGCAGUGAUAUUUACAAAGCGCGACCAAACACGCGGCGAUGAUCCUCGAGUCGAGCUUCAAAUUUCAUUGGUGAAGCAGGUCCUCGCCGAGCAUAGGACCAAGGUGCCAUAUCCAUGCGAGCUUUAUGAUGACCUAGAGCAACUUAGCGCAGCUACAGGCGCGCAGACAGAUAUUCUGCUAACAAGGCUUGCCCGCGUCGCCAAAAUGGAGGAGAAGGCGAUGAGAGAUUUCCUGAUGAAAAAGACAGCCCCGUCUCCUUCACCCAAGCCAAACCUACCCAAGCUCUCAAGAGAGGAGCUGUUGGUGAAGAUAGAUAGCGGCUCCAAAGAUGCGGAUAACUUGCUAGGUCCAGAUGAAUUUAUGAGGCGGAUGGUUUCAGGGGAUUUAGAAAAAUGGGACCAUCAGUUCCAUUUGCGUGCUGGGUUUUUAACGCUUACAGAACGCAUUCUCAGGGAGAACGUUGUAUUCGACGCAGCUGACUUAUUUCUUGAGCGACUAGAUCUGAUGCUGAAGGCUGUGCCGGGAAAGUUUCAGAAUACUUCACAUCGGACGUUGACGAUAUUCUGGCUGCAUCAAAUCUAUCUUGCCAUGCUCUCUUUUCGCGAAAGAGCGGGAUCAUUCCCUGCCAGGGAGAAAUUCAAUGAAUUUCUCCUGGAGAACCCCGAUCUCAUGCAUGGCCGUUCAUGGGACUUGUAUUAUUCCAAGGAUGUUUUGUUCAGUCCGGCGGCGAAAGAUGGCUGGAAACUGCCUGACAUCCGACCCCUUCCGCGAUAUAUAUCGCGUCGAGUAGAGAGCCAACAACCCACUACUCCAAAUCACGAGAAGAACAAAGCCAUAUCCGUCCAAUACCAGACACGCCUAAACACCACAACCCCGGAGAUCCUCAAACGUUUCUCCUUCGCAACUCUCAAGGCGAUGAAAUUGACCAACCGCCGUCGAGCUGCCGUCAUUAACGAAACUAUGCCUGUUCUGCAGUCGCAAAUAAUACGUCUUCGAGCCGCGUUCUUAACAACCCCAUCACCAUCACGGUCUGCCAAUUCUACAAUAAACAUAGACCCUUAUUCCGUUACCCAAGCCUACUUCUGGAUCCAGAUGCUACACGCAGCCAUAGAGUCCGUCCCUGCCAGCUCAGGGCUUGACAUCCGAAACAUAACCUUCGAAAGCUUCCGCGUCCUCUUCCCCGAACUCCUUGCGGAAGAUGAUAUUUGGAAGCAGUACUAUACCGAAGAACGAUGGACCAGCAUCAAGGGGCGUACGUGCACGGUAUUACCCGACUUAAAACCGCUCCCGAACGUGUUGCAAGCCCCUUCGCAAUCCCAUGUUCGGCAGGCUGUAGCUUCGACGCUCGACGAGAAGUACUCGUAUUCAUCAUUCUCGACAUCGCUAUAUAGCUAUGGUCGACCAAGUGUGGAGGAGCUGUUUCUCGAAGUGCGCUGGGCAGUGAGGGAAGCGCGCGAGUGUGGGAGCAGUUAUUCUGCAAUUCCCAGCACGCAUGCCAUGCUCAUUUAUCGCAUCUUUACCCGAAUGUUGGACAGAAGAACUAUAUCGCUAUCCAGCGCGGCGUGGGAUGCAGUGUCGUUCCUCCACCACCAACAACAACAGCCAAAGCAAGCCAAAUCACAAGAAUAUGAAAAAGAACACCAUCACCAUCACUAUGACCACCCGCCCUCUCCACAAAACUUCACGGCAGCAGUCUUCUGGUCCAAUAUAGUUCUGCGUGCAUUUUUCGAGACCGAUAACUCAUCCCCCUUCCAUUCAAGAUACAUCAGUUCUGCCUCUGCCACUCACCAUACGACAUCUUCGCAGCAGGUAACGUUGCGGGCGCAAUUCUUCGAGGAGUUCCUCCAAGCCAAUCCGGAGUUGUGCUGGGAGGGUUUGUGGCGCUUGUAUUAUUCGGAUGAGUUGUGGAGGAGCGAGGAUGCCAGAACUAUGUAUGUAGUGCCGGACCGGAGGGGGAUUCCUGCAUUUGUGGAGAAUGGAACUGGGGGUGGAACGAUGGAGAAGGAGGUAGAGGUAGAAUUGGAAGCAGAGAAGGAGAAGGAAGAGAAUGUGGUGUUGGAAGGCGGAUGGGAGGUUGUGGGUGAAUGA